Messenger RNA from Emericellopsis atlantica, 1070 nucleotides. Its product is annotated as ATP synthase complex subunit H-domain-containing protein. Lineage: Eukaryota; Fungi; Ascomycota; Sordariomycetes; Hypocreales; Bionectriaceae. Gene Ontology annotation, biological process: proton motive force-driven ATP synthesis. The record is from RefSeq and is a predicted model, not a curated record. Bases 462 to 836 code for a protein of 124 amino acids. The transcript has 3 exons.
UAAGGUAAGGUAUGUGUCGACCUCGAGCUUCCUUUAAUCGGUCGUCACGAGGACGUCUGGUCGGGGACUGACGCGCAACGUCCUAGAUGUCUGAGUCAAAAGACAGGCGUCAGAACGCCUCAGGGCACCCAGCUAAGACGACGAUCGAGCAGAGAAAGCCAGAUGCGUGACAGCGCUUAGUGCAUCGUCAUGACCGCAUGAACGUGAAGGAUGAUCGCAUCCCGCGCUGCAUGUGGUAUGUAUCGGAAUCACGUGAGCUUGCUUGCAGUGGGGGAAGCUCCCCCAUCGGGCCAUCGCAUCCCCCAAUUGCAGCUGUGCUUUGCGUGCCUCAGGCACGCCUGGAACCCGCCAGUCAGUCUUAGCCGAGCAUCUUCCUCACGAUUUUCAUCAAAACCCUCAAUCGACCAACCACCUUCACCGGGCCUGCCUUCAAUUGAGCAUUCCGACCCCGUUCGCCCAAGAUGCUCUGCCAAUUGUCCCGAGCUACGCGCGCUCGCUCCGUCGUCGGUGCCAUCACCCGACAGCAGAUGAGGGGCUUCAUUGCUCCCACUGUCUCCCGCAGAGCCGACUUCGUCCAGGAACUCUACCUGAAGGAGCUCAAGUCCUACAAGGUCCCCACCGUCAAGGACAGCGACUCUGUCGGCCAGGUCCAGACCUUUGUCACCCCCAAGACCCCUUCCUCCCCCGAGGAGGCCGACCUCGCCGGCAGCCUCAAGGAGUACGAGAACAUGGCCGUCGAGAUCGAGGGCCAGGAGAGCGUUUCCGCCACCGCACAGCCCGCUGAGCUGCCCGACUGGCUCGAGACUGAGGAUGCGGAGGACGCCAAGGCUCACUAAACGUUACGCUCUUUGAUAGAAAGAGAGACACGGAGAAGAGCACUCGCCAGAGCUAUUGCUACUGAAUCAACGCUAGCUUGGAGAGAGGGGGAUUGAGCGGCACGCCGGCACUCGAGAGAAGGCGUGCCUGUGGCCGUGGGCCGCGGAAGACGAAGCAAUCGUCUCGAAACGAUGAGGAUUUCUUUGUGUCGGUAAUCCUGUGUAUACUUGCCUCGAAACAGCCUGCUGUUGGUG